AGGUAAAAUUAGAGUAUUUUGUCGACUUCGCCCAAUGAACAGAAACGAGGCAGGGCAGGGCGGGGCUACUGUAGUCGGGAAAGUCGACGAUUACUCUGUCUCUGUGGAAACGCCUCGUGGCCUGAGAGAAUUUCAGUUUGACAAGGUGUUUGGUGCUGAGGCUUCCCAGGAAGAGGUGUUUCAAGACACCAGCAGGUCAGCAGAUCAUCCCUGUUAAAGUCAAAUGACAAUAUAUGUAGAGAUAACAUUAAAAUAGAUGUACUGUCAACUGCAGGCUGAUCCAGUCGGUCAUCGAUGGCUACAAUGUUUGCAUCUUUGCUUAUGGGCAGACGGGUUCUGGAAAAACCUUCACAAUGGUGGGGGACAAGGAUCAGAGAAACCCCGGCAUCAUGCCCAGAUCUUUUAAUGCCAUAUUUGAUAUCACUCGGGAGAACAGCUCUAAGUUUGAGUUUAAGGUUUCAGCCUAUAUGCUGGAGCUGUACAAUGACCGGCUGCAGGACCUCUUUGUUAGCCAAGCCGCUGAGGCCCAGGCACAGACUCAGCCCAGCAGCCAGACCAGACGAGUGGAGAUCAAAAGGACCAGAAAGGGAGUUGUGUUCGCUCAAGGAGCAGAGACAAAGGAGGCUUCCAGUGCCCAGGAGCUCUACGCUUUGUUCCAACAGGCCUGUGCCAACCGGCACAUUGCUGCCACCAAGAUGAACGUGGAGAGUUCCCGCUCCCAUCUCAUUAUUGUCAUCAUGGUGGAGAGCAGAAAUCUCACAAAUGGCAGCGUCAGCACGGGAAAGCUGAGUCUUGUGGACCUGGCUGGCAGUGAAAGAGCAGCAAAAACCGGUGCCAAAGAUCAUCAGCUUAAGGAGGCAAACUCUAUCAAUAAAUCCCUGAGUGCCCUCGGUGAUGUGAUCUCAGCCUUGUCAGCUGACUUGCCUCAUGUGCCCUACAGGAACAGCAAGCUGACUCAGGUGAUGCAGGACUCCUUAGGAGGAAAUGCCAAAACCCUGAUGAUCGUCAACAUCUCCCCUUCAGAGUCAAAUCUAGACGAGACUCUCACAUCUCUUAUAUAUGCAACAAGAGUGAAAGCUAUCACCAACAAUGCUCAGCGAAAUGUAGAAAGCAAAGAAAUUGCUCAACUAAAGGAGGUGAUUAUGAGGUUAAAAUCUGGACAAACAGUGGACGAUGGGGAUGUUUGAACUGCGUGUCAUCUAUAAUUAAUCAAGUUUAAACUUUUUUUCUGUUAUACUAAAUGAAAAUUUUCUUUAACAUUCAUCACUUUAUUUAAAGCAAUUCAAAGAUUACAUUUGAUCACAUGGAUGAAGGCCUGAUAUCAUGAAGAAAGUUGCUGACAGAGCUUUGAUUGCUGUUCCUUAAUGGAUGCUGCGUGCGUGAGUCUCCACUACACAGGGCCCCGUCUGUAACUGAAGUGGCAAAUUGAAAAUCAGUUGCUGGGUGAGUCUGCACUUCUUUUAUUCAUGGUGAAACAACAAGAAUCCGUGGCCUGAGUCCAGCAGCUCUGAAGAAAUGAAAAGCCCACAUGGGCAUUCAAGAGUGAAGAAUAGAUGGAUAAAAAGUAAUUUUAGAAUAAAUGUGUUGUUUUGGCCAAGUGAAGGACUGGUGAACUACCCGGUAGUUGGGUAGGCUCCAUCAACCCUGUGACCCCAGAUGGGAGGACAGCAAGUUUAGAAAAUGGAUAGUUUUAGAAAAACACAGAAAUCUUAUAAGUUUAACACAGGAACCCAAGUUUAAUUUUGCAUAAUUUUGUAACAUAAAUUCUACAGGGAAAAUUCAUAAAUCUAUUUACCAUAAAAUACCCACUUCAAUGUAAACUGAGGAGAGAAUUGACGAGAGGGCAAAGAUGUUAGAUUUUUAAUGAUAAAGUCACUUUGAAUUUUUUUUUGCAGCAGUUUACCCACAAAACGACAAAUUUUAACAUUUCUCCAGUUUCUUAAAUAUAUAAAAAAAUGACAACUGUAUUUCCACUUACUAUUUCCAUUCCAUUUACAGUCCUGGACAACAGAAUUAGCAAAUUAUGUGGAUUAAUGGCAAUUUUUACUUUUAGCUUUAAAGUAUUUUAAAGCUAUGUUGUUUUACAUCCUUUUUUGCUUGAUAUGAAAGAUUAAUGCAUCUAAAAA
Messenger RNA from Oryzias melastigma (Indian medaka), 2126 nucleotides. It is a transcript of the gene kifl, whose product is annotated as kinesin-like protein KIN-14I. The coding region runs from base 354 to 1187 and encodes 277 amino acids. NCBI's taxonomy places the organism in Eukaryota, Metazoa, Chordata, Actinopteri, Beloniformes, Adrianichthyidae. Gene Ontology annotation, molecular function: microtubule binding; microtubule motor activity; ATP binding. The transcript is spliced from 7 exons. Gene Ontology annotation, biological process: microtubule-based movement. The record is from RefSeq and is a predicted model, not a curated record.